This is a messenger RNA of Tachyglossus aculeatus (Australian echidna), 3211 nucleotides long. It is a transcript of the gene TTC34, whose product is annotated as tetratricopeptide repeat domain 34. The transcript is spliced from 7 exons. Gene Ontology annotation, molecular function: protein binding. The record is from RefSeq and is a predicted model, not a curated record. Bases 1 to 3171 code for a protein of 1056 amino acids. NCBI's taxonomy places the organism in Eukaryota, Metazoa, Chordata, Mammalia, Monotremata, Tachyglossidae.
AUGCCCCACCAGGAGCUCCCCGCCCGGCUCUGCCAGGAGGGAGCCUGGCAUGCAGCCCGGAGCCAGCUCCCCCUGGCCACCGCCUUCUACCUGGCUGCAUUCAGCUGCCGUCCGGCCCUGGCACUGAAGCGGGUGCGGGCUCUGGGCGAGGAGAGGGAACACCAGGUGGUGGCCACCCUGGAGGCCUGGGGCGGUGGGGAGACCCCCAUCCCCUCCAUUCACUGUGACCGCAUGGCCGUCGUGUCCCUCACUCCAGAACUCGCUGCCACCUUCCUCGCCACCCUCCGUCCUCACACGCCAGCCCCCUCCCCACAGGCUUUCCCCAUCCCAGGAGGAGGGGGCUUUGUCCUCUCACAGGGGGGUGAGCCCCUCCUGCUGCCCAGUGGCACCUUUGGGGCCCCCCUCCCUGCUCAUAGACCUGGACAGAAGAACAUGGAGGGCAGACCCCAAGAUGACCAGGUGGCUGCCCGGGCACUGGGUGACCCCUGGGCCUGCAGCAAGUGGGCUUCCUUCCUGCUCAGUGAGGGCCGGUGGGAGGAGUGUGUAACCAUCUGCACUCAAGCCCUGGGGGAUGGUUCUAAGGUUUUGGAGAACCUGGGGAAUGGUCCAACCUCUAUGGGACCCCCCUGGGAUGGUCUGGUCACUCUAGGGGACCUGGGAGAUGGUCCAGCCUUUCUAAAUCCCCUGAGGGAUGGUGUGGCCACCUUGGGGCCCCCAGGGGAUUACAUGGCCACUCCGAGGCUCCCAGGGGAGGUUGUCUCCAGCCUGUUGGUCCACCGGGCGGCUGCCCACUUCCUCUCUGGCCUACACUCCAGAAAAGCACUCGAGGACCUGCAAGAAGCCUUCAUGGCUAGUCCCCGCUGGGGCAGGAGGCACCUUGAGGAGGCGUUCUCACCCCGGGACGUGGCACGGAUCGAGGCCCAGGCCCAGGAGGCGGUGGAAUCGGGCUUCUCCGCCUUCCGGGAGGAGAUCCGGAGCCGGGAAGAGCCACGGCGGGACAGUGGGCCAGGCCCCCUCCCUGGCGUGGCCCGCACCCUGCGCUUCCUCCUGCACGUGGCCCCAGGGCCGGAGCGAGCGCGGGAGCUGAACGUCCGGCUGGCCGACUGCCUGCUGCUGGCCGGCGACUGGCGAGACGCCCUGGCCCUCUGCGGCGACCUGCUUCUCGUCCAGCGGGCCACCUACCGCAGCACCCUCCUGGCCCUGAGGGGCUUCUGCACCCUCCGAGCCGGGGACCCCGGCCGGGCCCUGGAGGACUUCCAGGCGGUGGUCGGGCACGAGGCUCCGCACCCCGUCAGCUGCGUGCGAGCCCUGUGCGGGCGAGGGCUGCUGCGUGUGCUGGCUGGUAGCCCCUACCUGGGGGCCCGGGAUUACAUCACUGCCUGCUGGCUGAAGCGGGACGAAGCCGUGCUCACCGUCAAGGCCUACGUGCCCUGGAACCAGAGGGGCUUGCUGCUCACGGUCCUGCAGGAGGAGGGCCACAAAAUGCUGCAGAAGAAGCCCACCUCCCUGCCGGCCAGAGCUGGGGCCCAUGGGAAGAAGGCGGCAGAGCGGGAUGAUCACCCCAAGAGAGAUGGAGACGUAUCGGGGGUUCACCAGCUGGCGACCCUCCUGAUGGAGCUGGACGAGAAAGACGAGGGGUCCCGCCUCCUGUGCGCUGACGCCCUGUAUCUGCUGGGCCGCCUGGAAGAGUCUCACAAGGUGCUGUUGGGGUCCCUCUCCCGGAAUGCCCGGGCCCCCCCAGUCCUGGCCCGCCUGGCCCUGCUGCAGAUGAGGAGGGGCUUCCUCUAUGACAGCCACCAGCUGAUCCGGAAGGUCAUCCAGCUCGGGGACACUUCGUGCCUCCAGCCCAUCCUGGAGGUGUUCCCGGAGGAAGAUCGGAUGCGGCUGCAAGCCCACUGCCACGCCAGGGCCCUGGUCAUCCUUGACCACAAGGAGGGGGACACGUACAUCAAGGAGGCCGUGGCGUACCUCUCGCUUGCCAUCAUCGCUUCUGGGGGUCAGGCCAUAGAGUCCCUCCUGACACGUGCCCGAUGCUAUGGGCGGCUAGGCCAGAAGAGAACAGCUGUGUACGACUUCAACGCCGUCCUCAGCAGAGACUCCGGAAACGUGGCAGCGCUGUGUGGGAGGGCGUUUAUGCUCCUGGUCCUUAACCAACAGAAGGAAGCCUUGAGGGACCUAACAUUGGCCCUCAAGCUGGACGCCUCCUCAGUGGUCCCUGAGAUCCUCACCCUGAAGCCCGAGGCCCAGGCCCUGAUCUGCCACGGUCUGCACGCCCACUGCCGGGCGGCCCUGAAGGACUUCGCCCCCCACCCAGGACCCACCCUGGGAGAGCCCCCCAAGGACCUCCUGGCCCUCGGACGAGCCCUGACUACGAUAGGCAUCAAGCGGAAAAGCGGACACUUCCUCUACGCGGACGUGCUGAUUGCAGUGGGGAGACACGAAGAGGCCAUCGCUCACCUCCGGGAGGCCCUGGGCCCCUCCGAGAUGUGUGGGGCCGCCGCCCGGGCCCGGCUGGGGUGGCUCCAGCUGAAGAAGAGGGAUGCCCGGGCCGCUGCCCACCACCUGGAAGCACUGGCUGGCCAAGACCCCCAGCAGCUGGCCUUCCUGCUGGACCUGAUGGACGACGAGCAGCGGCAGUCGCUUGUCCAGGCCGCUGCUGCUGAAGGGAACAUCCUGGACAGCGAGAACCGCCCGGAGGAGGCUCUGGGCUACUGGUCCUUGGCGGUGUCUGGGAGCCGAGGCCAAGCGAAGUUCCUCCGCCAACGAGCUGCCUGCCUGGCGCACAUGAAGGAGUUCGGCCAAGCCCUGGCGGACCUGGACGAGGCGAUAAAGAAACACGGCCCUGGUGAGCUCCAUGGGCUAGCGGAGGACUACUGCACCCGGGGUCUCCUGCAACUGACCCUCUCGGACGAGGAAGCGGCCACGGAGGCAUACAUCAAGGCCCUACAGUUGCAGCGCUCGGUGGCCCUGGGCCUCGUGGCUCACCAACCCGGCCCGAAACGGGUGGCACAGGUUUUCUACCAGGUGGCUCUGCGCCAUGUGGACGGGCACCGCUAUGAGGAUGCCUGGAAGGUGGUCGAGUUUGGCCUCCUCGUGGACCAGAACCACGGCAGCCUCAAGAAGCUGAGAGCGAGAAUCAAGAGGGAAGUGGCAGGUUGUAGUGUCCAUUGACGACAAUGCCUGGGAGAAUAAGUGGUCGAUAAAUACUGAG